Arabis nemorensis is the source of this 1485-nucleotide messenger RNA. NCBI's taxonomy places the organism in Eukaryota, Viridiplantae, Streptophyta, Magnoliopsida, Brassicales, Brassicaceae. The record is from the annotation of a GenBank genome assembly.
AUGGCCGGAGGAGGAGGAGAGCUCACGGCGGCUCUGCUGAAAAAGACGGCGGAGAACGGCGGAGAAGAGGAUGAGUUGGGGAUGAAGGAGAAGGUUUGGAUUGAAUCUAAGAAGCUAUGGAUUGUGGCGGCUCCAGCGAUAUUCACGAGAUUCUCUACGUUCGGAGUGUCUUUGAUAAGUCAAGCUUUCAUCGGCCAUCUUGGCCCGAUCGAGUUGGCCGCUUACUCCAUCACUUUCACCGUUCUCCUCCGUUUUAGCAAUGGUAUUUUGUUAGGUAUGGCCAGCGCACUAGAAACACUAUGUGGUCAAGCCUACGGAGCCAAACAGUACCAUAUGCUUGGAAUCUACCUCCAAAGGUCGUGGAUUGUCCUCACUGGUUGCACCAUUUGCCUCAUGCCCGUCUACAUAUUUUCGGGUCCUAUCCUCUUAGCCUUAGGUCAAGAGGAACGCAUUGUCCGUGUGGCUCGAAUCAUAGCUCUAUGGGUCAUAGGCAUCAACUUCUCCUUUGUGCCUUCCUUUACUUGCCAAAUGUUCCUCCAAGCUCAGAGCAAGAACAAGAUCAUUGCCUAUGUGGCGGCUGUCUCCUUAGCGGUCCACAUCUUCUUGUCAUGGCUCCUAAUGGUUCAUUUCGAUUUUGGGAUCACCGGUGCUAUGACCUCAACAAUGGUUGCUUUCUGGUUGCCUAACAUUGCGCAGCUCUUGUUCGUCACGUGCGGUGGGUGUAAGGACACGUGGAGAGGAUUCUCUAUGUUGGCUUUCAAAGAUUUAUGGCCAGUCUUCAAACUAUCCUUGUCUUCCGGUGGAAUGCUUUGCUUGGAGUUAUGGUACAACUCGAUCUUGGUAUUGCUCACAGGAAAUUUGAAAAACGCAGAGGUGGCUCUCGAUGCACUUGCAAUCUGCAUUAACAUAAAUGGAAUGGAGAUGAUGAUAGCACUUGGGUUUUUGGCAGCAGCAAGUGUUAGAGUGUCCAACGAGCUCGGUAGAGGAAACGCAAAAGGAGCCAAGUUUGCAACAUUGACAUCGGUUUUCACAUCACUCUCUAUAGGGACAUUUUUAUUCUUUGUCUUCUUAUUUUUAAGAGGAAGAGUUUCUUACAUUUUCACUUCAAGUGAAGCUGUGGCCGCAGAAGUUGCUAAUCUUUCUCCACUUCUAGCCUUCUCCAUCCUCAUGAACAGUGUUCAACCCGUUCUUUCUGGAGUUGCAGUUGGAGCAGGAUGGCAAAAAUAUGUUACUUACGUUAACCUUGCUUGCUAUUACCUUGUUGGAAUUCCUUGUGGUGUUUUUCUUGGUUAUGUCGUCGGUUUAGAAGUCAAAGGUGUAUGGAUCGGGAUGCUCUUUGGAGUAUUUGUUCAGACUUGUGUGCUUAGCAUAAUGACUCUGAGGACAGAUUGGGAUCAACAGGUGUCUACAUCGUUGAAAAGUUUAAACCGAUGGAUUGUACCAGCAGAAUCUAAAGAUGUAAACCAAACUUCAGCAGAGGAAUAG